CCGUUUGAGAUGAGGCUGAAUUUAAUAAUGGAGAAGGUUGGUGAGAACUUGAUGUUGAAUACCUAGGUAAUGUUGGGUGUGAGAGCAUAUUCGAAAAUCAAGACGUAAUUUUCGAAUGAAAAAUCAUUGGUAACGUUAUGCAUACGUCACAUAAUUAAUGUAGAUGUAGACUUGCAGGACGAUGCGAAGUAUCAUGAACAUAUCUUCUUUUUAACUUCAUCACCCGGUAUUCUUCUCUCCUCAUUAUAUAACUCAAAGUACUACCCUACUUUACUCGAGUAGUCUUCUUUUUCGUACCACGUGAAUUGCUCAGGAUGAAUUUCAUGCGCCACAUUAUUACGCGCCACAUUAUUAACGUAUCAGCCACACACAGUAAAUAUCAUUCUUCCAUCAUCAACAACAACAUCACAACAUCACAACACCACUUUAGCUACAUCUUUGAUAAUAAUAUUGGAAUUAUUGAUGAUAUUUUGGGCGAAUAUCUAAGAAUCUAGUAAAGCUUCAGGAUUCAUCCCAUCUUCCGAUUCUCAAUUAGAAAGACUGGUUGUGCUGCUGUAACCAUGUCGGAAAAACAAAAUAAUAGAACUGCGCAACCACCUUUGGUUGAUAAAUUUCUCCAGCUUGGAAAGGCAGCUUUUGAUCCAGAUAUUCCGGAAAGCAGGAGAGUUCAAUCACGACGCGAGUUUGGCCAGUUGAUUGAAAGGUACACUUUCCCCAAUAUCUCUUACCGGAAGUCCUAAUUGUUCCACAGUACUUCGACCAUAAAGCUCAUGCCCGUUUUAAAUCUUCUUGUCCAGCCGGAUCGAGUACAUCCUUGGUUACGAGGACCUUUGAUCCAUGCGUUAGCCCGCCUUCCUCUCAGACGGCGUGGUGUACAAGAUACAAUUGAGUUUGUCUUCUCAGUACACCCGAGCAAUGCAAGUAUGAAGGCAUCGGAUACCGUGGGUAGUCGCGCAGUAAAUAUUUCUCAUGAAGCCAUGAGCUCCGCAUCAAAACUUUUGUCCUCACCUCCACAUGGCAUGUCAGCAGAGGAAUGGUUCGGUGGUAUUGCCCCUCAAUUAUUUGACCUCCUUGACGGGAAGGGCGAGAAGGAAAUGGAUAAGGCGGCUUCUUACAUUAUUGGUUUUGGAAUUUUGGGUCGCAAGCUCUAUGGUGCUCCAGGUAGGGAUAAUACAUUUCUUAGUCAUCUUUGCAUAUGCUGAAAUGUUUAGGCGCACCCGGAUGGAAGGCUUUGGUUGAGCCAAUCAUUGGGAUGAUAGAUCCAUCUCUCACCUCCCAAUCCACAAAACGAAAGUCGCGAGUUGAAGAGAUAAUAGUACUUGGAAUGCGCGAAGUUCUUGUUUCCGCGGAAGAUCUCGAGAAGAGUCUACUAAGAUUACUUACUCUGGUAACAUCACAUCCACAUCCAUCACUGACGAAAAGACUCCUCAAUCCAAUUCUUUUACCACUGUGGGCAUUACAAUGCGUCAAAGUAGAUAAUAGUACUGAAGGGCCUCGUGCUUGUGCAGAAAGGCUGUUGAAGAUUCUACUCCAGCUUUCGUCAUCAAGCGUAUCAAAUACGACCGAAGGUCCACUUUCUAAAAUUCUACAUAACAUCUUAUUUCAGGGCAGAUCGGAACCUGGUAAAGCGAACUGGAUGUAUCAUUCAACAAAGGAUGGUAGAGGCAUUCAGGUUGAGAAACCAUCGAAUCACAUCAACUUCAAUCAAAAUCUUGAUAUUGGACAAAUCAAUACAACUGUGGAAACAUUUGUUGCACUUUUAAAUGGUGUUCCUGAAAUUGAUUCUCAACUAUCUCAAAUAUUUUUGACGUUGUGUCAAAAAUGGCUCUCCCAAGCUAAGACUCGGCCGAUCUCAUCUAUUAUGAUUCAUGCUUCACCAACAAGUGAUGAAGAAGAUGUCAAGACAAAGCUCAUUGAAGCGAAAGUUUUACAGGAAAUGAUAAAUGCUAUGCCAGAGAAACUCGUUCAAGAUCCAAAACAGUUAGUGGAACUGAUUGACGGAGUAUUGAACGACUCAGUCACCGAAAACGGAGAUUCUGAAGAUCAAGAAAACAUUGGCGCCAUUGCUCUAAGUCUUUUGAAUAUUAUUCUAACAUCACCAAAUUUUAAGCCGACCCCAGCUAUAGAACCUUUCCUUGAAAGAAUUGAAUCUUCUCUUCGAAUUUAUGGACGCGAAACAGACACGGAAACAACACAAACCGCACAAAAUCUUCUUGUCAUUUUACAAUUUCGCCAUGCACUUCAUGAGUCAAGCGCGACACUAUCCGAAAAUGUUCCUAGUCGAGCCAUAGAGGAUCGAAAGACUUAUAAUCUCGCCAUGUCAUAUCUGACCUCUGUUGAAUCCCCUCCACCAGUCAGAGUCCAAGGGAUUGAACUUAUUCAAACCUUGAUUAGCGCUCGUAGUUCGAUCUUGGACAUACCCGCGCUUCUCGUUUUAUUUUCAUCUCUACUUCAGGAUUCUGAUGAAUAUGUCUACCUUCGCGCUAUUAGGUGCUUCAUUGACCUUUCGAAAGUUCAUCCUAGGGCCGUACUCAAAGACAUCAUUGAGCGUUAUGUGGACGGGAAUGAGGAUUAUGAUCUUGAUGCACGUUUGAGACUUGGGGAAGCCUUACUUCAGGUGAUUCAAUCGUCACCGACGAACUUUACUGGUGCUAUCGCACAAACUGUCAGUGAAGGUCUGCUUUCUGUUGCAGGUCGAAGAGGAUAUCGACCAAAGACCGAUGCGGAACAAGUGAAACGUGAAAAUUUACAGAAAAAGAAGACAGCCGAAGCAGAAGAGGCAUGGGAUGGUCCAGUGCCACAGUUGGACGAAGUUCUUGAAGCGGAUUCCUCUCAUCCAGAAUAUGAAUUAAUUUCCAGAAUCAUUUCAGGUUGGGAAAGUAAACGUGGAACGGAGGAUAUACGAAUUCGCUCAUCUGCUUUGGCUAUUCUAGGUGAAGCUAUAGAAUGUAAUGUAACAGGCAUUGGAUCUAAGUCAAUAUCUAUGUCUAUCGAUCUCAGUAUUCAUAUUCUCACAUUAGAAUCUGAGGUUGAAAAGGGCAUCCUUCGUCGGUCUGCUAUUCUUCUCGUGAUGAGUUUUGUACGCUCGUUGGACAAGGCAAGGGCCGAAGGUAGACAGGUAGGAUUUGGAUUCGUCGGUCAAAGCCUAGAUGAUAUAACGAGAAUAUUAAAAUAUGUUCAGAAUAUGGAUAACGAUGGUUUGGUCAGGCAGCAUGCGAAGGAUGUUGUUGAAGGGAUAGAAUCAUGGCAAAUGAAUUCUUUGAUCCCAGUUGGGAAUUCAGGACGGGGGGAUAGUAUCGAGCAUUUGAGUGCCGGCGGGAUUGGGAGCCUGGCUGGAUUGAACAUUACACCUGUCGAUAGGAAUGUAAAUGUGAGACCGAGAAUCGAAGAAAUUGAGUAAGAUGGGAUGGAUGGUAUUCUAAGGUACACUUGGAUGCCCUUGGUAUACUUAAUAUUUGUUGAGACGGCGGUAUCCGUCCAGUUUCGCAAAAUUCCAUUGUUGAGAUCUCGAGCGGACCAUCCUCUGGCGCCUCUCCGUCAGCAAUUUUUUUUUUCGGCCGCAACUCCUGUGACUCGACUUAUCCCAUGAAUAAAGUGGAUUUAAUCAACACAGGGAAUCCUUACACACUCGCACCACCGGAAAUUAUGCGGCUCCGAUGCUCUAUGCCCGUCCCACAAGAUGGGAAACUACGAAGUACGAGAGAAAUUCCGAAGUACAGUACCUGGUGUCUGAGUCUUGCACUUUUCCGGCAGUACAAGUAGAAAUUUAACAAAAGGUGGGAGGACAAAUCCUUCAAUGCCUGUGGAUGCAGAAAUCAUAGUACAGUAAAUUGUCCGUCGGCCGAAGCAUGCGUACAAGCUUUGCUGUCCAUUUUACUUCCUCGAAAUUUACGUACCGGUAUGCCACAUGUAAAUCUGAUUCCUCGGUCUUUUCAUAAGGUGUCUGAAUGAGCUUUUUUCUUCGAAUUAUCACUCCAUUG
This is a messenger RNA of Sclerotinia trifoliorum, 3980 nucleotides long. The record is from the annotation of a GenBank genome assembly. Lineage: Eukaryota; Fungi; Ascomycota; Leotiomycetes; Helotiales; Sclerotiniaceae.